CAGCAAGGGGGGAAGGCAAGUGCUGGGAAGGGGAGGACUCUCCAUUCCAGGACAUAUUGCCGAGAAACUGCUCUGGUAUUGCCUUUUCCACCUGCAAAGUCCCUCCCAGACAGCACCUGCUUAAGUGCCUGCAGCCCCACCGAGGCAGAAAUAUGGUGUUCCUCUGGGGUCUGCUCUGCCUAUCUGCUCUGCACAGCCUCCUAAGGUUUUCUUUGGCACAUGCCAUUGACCAACAGCGUCUCUUCUUAGACAAAGAUGGGAAGCUGAAGGAUGUGAAAAGUGCUGGAAUUGUACAGUCUGAUCAGCUGAGAGCCAACCCAACCCUGCCAGAUGCAAAGCUGGUAGAAUUUACUUAUGACAGCUUCCAGAAGAUUGAUGGACCCAUGUCACCAUUUGCCACCAACCUUCCAGACACGAGGGAUAACCUAGAAGAUGAACCCAUAGCUGGGGCUGGGGGCUGUCAUGGAAACAAACUACCUGGGGAUCCUGAAGAAGGAGAGGCUGAAGAUAAAAGCUGUGAGAUGACUUGGAAGAAAAGCCAGAGGCUGGCAGAUGGCUUGGUGAGAUUCAGCAUCGAUCUCCUGAGAGAGGUCCAGCUGGAAUCCAACAGAACCAAUGUGAUCCUGUCGCCCCUCAGCAUCGCCCUCGCCUUGUCUCACCUGGCACUGGGAGCAGCAAAUCAGACAGAGAAGCAUUUGCUGGAGGUGAUGCACCUGGAGUCUGUGCCCUGCAUCCACCACAUGCUGGGCACCCUUCGCAGAAGGCUCAGCGAGUCCACCCUCAGCCUGGCAUCGCGUCUGUACCUGCAGAAAGGAUUUGAGGUGAAAGAGAAGUUCCUGGAGGAUUCAGAGAAAUUCUAUGGAGCAAAGCCCAUGACCCUUUCUGGGAUCAGUGAGAAUGACCUUGUAGCCAUAAACAACUGGGUAAAGGAAGCGACUCGAGGGCAAAUACCCACCUUCCUACAGCAGCUCCCUGAAAACACAGUGAUGCUCUUGCUCAAUGCAAUCCAUUUCCACGGAUUUUGGAGGAAUAAGUUUAAUGCUAGCUUGACUGAGACAGAUGUAUUCCACCUUGACAAUAAGUCUGUGGUCCCAGUUGAGAUGAUGAAAGCCCACCAGUACCCCCUGAGCUGGUUUACACUGGAGUCUCAGGACAUUCAGGUGGCCAAGUUUCCCUUUAAGAGUAAUGUGAGUUUUGUGGUCAUUGUACCAAACCAGUAUACUCGGAAUCCCUCUCACGUGCUGGAGAACUUCCCUUACAAACAACUAUGCAGGCUUUUCCCCAAAGAGGUGCCCACCACAGUGAAGAUCCCAAAAAUAAAAUUGGACUACCAGCUGGAACUCAACAAGGUUCUCAGUCAAAUGGGCCUGCAGGAGCUGUUCACAAGCCCAAAUCUGCAGAAGAUCACAGAUGAGCCUCUCUUUGUGUCCAGUGUGCAGCACCAGUCCACCCUGGAGCUUAAAGAAGACGGGGUGGAAGCAUCUGCUGCAACCAGUGUCGUGCUGUCCCGCUCGGUCUCUGUCUUCAGCCUCGACCGGCCCUUCGUCUUCAUAAUCUUUGAAGAUGAAACGGGCAUCCCGCUUUUCAUAGGCAGUGUCCAGAACCCCAACCCCAGUGCUGCUCCCCAGAUCCAAGAGCCACAGGACUCAAGUGAAGCCACAGAUGCCAAUAAGUACCACAUGCCCAAAUAAGAGAGGAGUAGAACCCAAGUGUUCUGGGACUGCGACCUGAUGCUCUGGACCAGCUGAGAGGCCUCCUGCCCUCAGAGACCUCCCUCUGAGGCCACAGGAGGCAAUUCCUUACUAUUUUCCUUUACAGAUCCCUAGAGACCAGUCCUGGGAUAGCCCAUUCCAGCCUUGACAAGCUUCUCCAGGCUGAGGUUCCUCUCUGUUGAACCUGAAAAUCUUGCUCUGCCUGGAUUUCCCUUCCAAGGCUCUCAGUCAUGGAAGGGAGACUUUCUUGUCCCCAGACUGUUAUUAGAGUCUUUAUUAAGAUCUUAUUAGAGUCCCCCAUAGCCUGGAAUCAUCAUUAGCAUCUGGCAGCUUGGACAACAGCCAGAGAUAUAUUAAUAUGGCUCUUCCUUCCGCAGUUCCUGGGAACAUGUCUCCCUCAAUGUUCCUCUGAAAACCAUCUGUGCCCACCUAGAAAAUGACCUCUAGAGCAACUGGACUAGUAACCAGUUGUCCUCUCUAGGAUGAGUCACAGCCACUUCCAGGCACAGGCUCUUUUAAAAGAUUCCCUUUUCCCACUCCUUGGCAAUUUGGAUUUGAUGUAGGAGGCUCUGCAGUGGGAAACCACUUUGGAUCCUUAUCUGCAGCCCUUUUCCGGGAAACUCUAGAGGUUGGGUAAUGCUAGAUUUUUCAAGACAUAUUUUAUAGAGUGUUUUUUAGUAAUUUUUAUGUUGGCAGAAUAAUAAAGAAUAAAGCAGAAUA
This is a messenger RNA of Neopelma chrysocephalum (saffron-crested tyrant-manakin), 2432 nucleotides long. It is a transcript of the gene SERPINF2, whose product is annotated as serpin family F member 2. The coding region runs from base 153 to 1691 and encodes 512 amino acids. The transcript is spliced from 9 exons. NCBI's taxonomy places the organism in Eukaryota, Metazoa, Chordata, Aves, Passeriformes, Pipridae. Gene Ontology annotation, molecular function: serine-type endopeptidase inhibitor activity. Gene Ontology annotation, biological process: negative regulation of endopeptidase activity; negative regulation of fibrinolysis. The record is from RefSeq and is a predicted model, not a curated record.